Molecule: messenger RNA, 2070 nt
Organism: Scheffersomyces amazonensis
Lineage: Eukaryota; Fungi; Ascomycota; Pichiomycetes; Serinales; Debaryomycetaceae
Gene: CDC14
Product: phosphoprotein phosphatase
Exons: 2
Coding region: 327-2009 (560 amino acids)
Biological process (GO): microtubule cytoskeleton organization; positive regulation of cytokinesis; regulation of exit from mitosis
Cellular component (GO): spindle pole; spindle pole body; nucleolus
Molecular function (GO): protein tyrosine/serine/threonine phosphatase activity; protein tyrosine phosphatase activity; protein serine/threonine phosphatase activity
Source: RefSeq, a predicted model, not a curated record
CGAAGAAUGUUUAGAAGUAAUUGAUGAGUUUCAUAUAAGAUUCAACUUUUCUUAUAUAUACAAACAUUGGUAGACCAAUUUAUCAUAGAUCGUUCGUUGUAUACAUACCAUUGGAAUCACACCAGUAAGGAAUCGGAAUUGAUUUGUUGUGUAAAUAUAUUGAAAUUGUUUAAUUUAGUUUACUAGUUUUGUUUGUGUACUUUUACGGUAAAAGCUAUCAUAUCAGCUAGUAUUAAAAAAAAUAAUCAUCACUAUAUAUUCCCUUUAAAUAAAGAACUUUAAGGAAGAGUUUUAAUUAAUCAUCCAUUAUAAUUUAUCAUAAUCUAAUGGCAAAAUCUCGAGUAAAUAUCCCCUUGGUGGAAUUCUUAAAGAAUAGAAUUUAUUUAGGUGCUUAUGAUUAUACACCUCAAGAUACAAAUGAUUUAGUUCAUUUUACAGUUGAAGAUGCUUUACCUUAUAAUGCAUUUCAUUUAGAUUUUGGUCCUUUACAUAUAGGAAAUUUAUAUCGAUUUGCUGUUGUUUUACAUAAUAUUUUAAAUGAAGAAUCAAAUCAAGGUAAAGCAAUAGUAUUUUAUAGUUCUACUUCACCAAAGGAAAGAGCCAAUGCUGCAUGUUUAUUAGCUUGUUAUAUGGUAUUAGUUCAAUCAUGGGCUCCUCAUCAAGUAUUACAACCAAUUGCUCAAAUAGAUCCUCCAUUUCAAGGAUUUAGAGAUGCAGGUUAUUCAAAUGCUGAUUAUGAAAUUACAAUUCAAGAUAUUGUAUAUGCAAUGUGGAGAGCAAAAGAAAGAGGUAUGAUAGAUUUAACAACAUUUAAUUUAGAAGAAUAUGAACAAUAUGAAAGAGUUGAUCAAGGAGAUUUUAAUGUAAUUUCGAAAGACUUUAUUGCAUUUGCAUCACCUCAACAAAGUAAAAAAGGUGGAUUAAAUGAACCAUUUAAAAAAGUUUUAAAUUAUUUUAUGGCAUCAAAUGUUCAAUUAGUUGUAAGAUUAAAUUCUCAUCUUUAUGAUGCAAGUGAAUUUACUAAAAGAAAAAUGAAACAUAUUGAUAUGAUAUUUGAUGAUGGUACAUGUCCAACAAUGGAAUAUGUUCAAAAAUUUGUUGGAGCUGCUGAAUGUAUUAUAAAUAAAGGUGGAAAAAUUGCUGUACAUUGUAAAGCAGGUUUAGGUAGAACAGGUUGUCUUAUUGGAGCUCAUCUUAUUUAUACUCAUGGAUUUACUGCUAAUGAAUGUAUUGCAUAUAUGAGAAUGAUUCGUCCUGGUAUGGUGGUUGGACCUCAACAACAUUGGCUUUAUUUGCAUCAAAAUGAUUUCCGUGAUUGGAGACAUACUAUGGUAUUAGAUAAUAGACCUGAUACAUUUAUAGGAGGAUUAUAUCCAUUAUGUCAAUAUGAUGAAUUUAAGAGUAGAAUGAAACAAGAAGCUAAACAAAGAAAAUUACAAGCUGCUCAACAAAGUUCUCCAUUUAGUGGUAUGGAUUCAUCAUUCCAAACUCCUAUUAGAAGAAGAAAAAUAAGUGGAGCAUUAGCAGCUAAAAUUCAAACUGCUGUACCUAUGGAAUCUCCUGGUCAACCAAGAAAAUAUAAUGAAGCAGAUGAAGGUUCAGGUACUCCUGAAUUAAUAAAUAAUUCUGAUGAAGAAAAUAUUGAAACUAUUAUAACUACAAAUCAUAAUCGAGAUGAAAAUGAUAUGAUAGAUGGUGAUUCAAUGUCAAUAUCACCUAAUAGAGAUGAUUCUAAUGAAUGGAGAGUAUUAAGAUCAAUAUCUUCUGGACCAAAUAAUCAACCAAUACAACUUACAAAGACAACCACUACUACAACAACAAGAACAGUCAGUACGACAUUAUCCUCAUCACCAAAUCCUCAAUCACCAGGAAUUGGAAUUAAAUAUCCUAAAUCUAGAUCAACUUCAAGAGGUAAUUCUAUGAUUCAAUCUAAAAGUCCAAGUUAUAAUGGAACUCGAGUUCUUUCGGCUGGUAUACGUAAAACAAGUGGAUCUAGUGGUAGAAAAUAAAUAAAUAAAUUAAUUAAUCAAUCAAUAUGAUUCUGUACUUUUAUAUAUAUAAUACGAAGAA